Molecule: messenger RNA, 5045 nt
Organism: Oncorhynchus nerka (sockeye salmon)
Lineage: Eukaryota; Metazoa; Chordata; Actinopteri; Salmoniformes; Salmonidae
Gene: xpo1b
Product: exportin 1 (CRM1 homolog, yeast) b
Exons: 25
Coding region: 389-3604 (1071 amino acids)
Biological process (GO): ribosomal large subunit export from nucleus; ribosomal small subunit export from nucleus; protein export from nucleus
Cellular component (GO): nucleus; cytoplasm
Molecular function (GO): small GTPase binding; nuclear export signal receptor activity
Source: RefSeq, a predicted model, not a curated record
ACCGGUUAUGUGAGUUAGUUGCUUCAACGAGGAGAAGAGGCGCAGGAAUACAAUCUCUCAAACCGCCCCGCUGCAACAAACAAAAAAACAUUAUAGUUAAAGAAUUAAAUUGUAAAUCAAGGUUUAUUUUUAUUUCGUAAAAUGAAUCGGAGUAUAUUAUUGAGCGUACCGUGAUAAUAGUUGCGGAAUCCACAUCUGUGAUCCUUAUUAACUAGCCAUCAAUAUACACCUUCUGGAAUUGGAGCCAGCUAACGUGUCAGAGAUAACAGUAACGUUAGCUAGUCUAUUUCUGACUAAACAACAACGAUAUUGUAUAUAACCUUUUAGCAAGCUUCCCUGUGGGGAAAAAAGCCAAUCUUUCAGUCAGAGGCUUGGACUUUUGAGCUCCAUGCCAGCAGUUAUGACAGUGUUAGCAGACCAAGCAGCGCAGCAGCUGCUAGACUUCAGCCAGAAACUAGACAUCAACCUGUUGGACAACGUGGUCAACUGUCUGUACCAUGGGAUCGGAACACAGCAAAGGCUGGCUCAGGAGGUUCUGACCCAGCUGAAAGAGCACCCGGAUGCUUGGACCAGAGUGGACACCAUACUGGAGUUCUCCCAGAGCAUGAACACCAAAUACUAUGCUCUGCAGAUUCUGGAAACAGUUAUCAAAACAAGAUGGAAGAUUCUACCCAGAAACCAGUGUGAAGGUAUUAAAAAGUAUGUUGUUGGACUUAUUAUCAAGACGUCGUCGGACGCUACAAUGGUCGAGAAAGAGAAAGUGUACAUUGGAAAGCUGAACAUGAUCCUUGUUCAGAUCCUGAAGCAGGAGUGGCCCAAGCACUGGCCCACGUUCAUCAGUGACAUCGUGGGAGCCAGCCGCACCAGCGAGAGCCUCUGUCAGAACAACAUGAUCAUCCUCAAGCUGCUCAGUGAGGAGGUGUUUGACUUCUCUAGUGGACAGAUGACCCAGGUCAAGGCCAAGCACCUCAAAGACAGCAUGUGCAACGAAUUCUCCCAGAUAUUCCAGCUCUGCCAGUUUGUCAUGGAGAAUUCCCAGAAUGCACCACUGGUCCACGCCACUCUAGAAACGCUGCUGAGGUUUCUCAACUGGAUUCCUCUGGGGUACAUUUUCGAGACCAAACUCAUCAGCACACUCGUCUACAAGUUCCUGAACGUGCCGAUGUUCCGCAACGUGACGUUGAAGUGUCUGACGGAGAUCGCCGGCGUCAGUGUCAGCCAAUACGAGGAGCAGUUUGUCAACCUCUUCACGCUCACCAUGUGUCAACUCAAACAGAUGCUUCCCCUGAACACCAACAUUCGUCUGGCGUACUCCAACGGUAAGGAUGACGAACAGAACUUCAUCCAGAACCUCAGCCUGUUCCUCUGCACCUUCCUGAAGGAGCACGGUCAGCUCAUCGAGAAGAGGCCCAACCUCCGAGAGACACUGAUGGAGGCUCUCCACUACAUGCUGCUGGUGUCUGAGGUGGAGGAGACAGAGAUCUUUAAGAUCUGUCUGGAGUACUGGAACCAUCUGGCUGCAGAGCUUUACAGGGAGAGUCCCUUCUCCACCUCCACCUCCCCCCUGCUGUCUGGAUCACAACACUUUGAUGUCCCUCCUCGCAGACAGCUCUACCUGCCUGUACUCUCCAAGGUGCGUCUGCUGAUGGUGAGCCGCAUGGCCAAGCCGGAGGAGGUGCUGGUGGUGGAGAACGACCAGGGAGAGGUGGUACGAGAGUUCAUGAAGGACACAGACUCCAUCAACCUCUACAAGAACAUGAGAGAGACACUGGUGUACCUGACCCACCUGGACUAUGCAGACACGGAGCGUAUAAUGACAGAGAAGCUUCAUAACCAGGUGAACGGAACAGAGUGGUCCUGGAAGAACCUCAACACACUGUGCUGGGCUAUAGGGUCCAUCAGUGGAGCCAUGCACGAAGAGGACGAGAAGAGGUUCCUGGUCACCGUCAUCAAGGAUCUGCUGGGUCUAUGUGAACAGAAGAGGGGAAAGGACAAUAAGGCCAUCAUUGCCUCCAAUAUCAUGUACAUCGUGGGCCAGUACCCUCGCUUCCUCAGAGCCCACUGGAAGUUCCUCAAGACCGUGGUCAACAAACUCUUUGAGUUCAUGCACGAGACCCAUGAUGGGGUACAGGAUAUGGCGUGUGACACUUUCAUCAAGAUCGCCCAGAAGUGCCGUCGCCAUUUUGUCCAGGUGCAGGUGGGCGAGGUGAUGCCCUUCAUCGACGAGAUCCUCAACAACAUCAACACCAUCAUCUGUGACCUGCAGCCACAGCAGGUCCAUACGUUCUACGAGGCCGUGGGAUACAUGAUCGGAGCCCAGACAGACCAGGCAGUACAAGAGCAUAUCAUAGAGAAAUACAUGUUACUACCUAACCAGGUGUGGGACAGCAUCAUUCAACAGGCCACCAAGAACGUGGACAUUCUGAAGGACCCAGAGACGGUGAAGCAGCUCGGCAGCAUCCUGAAGACCAACGUCCGGGCCUGUAAGGCUGUGGGACACCCCUUCGUUAUCCAGUUAGGACGCAUUUAUCUGGACAUGCUCAACGUCUACAAGUGCCUCAGCGAAAACAUCUCCGCAGCCAUCCAGACCAACGGAGAGAUGGUGACGAAACAGCCCCUGAUCAGAAGUAUGAGGACGGUGAAAAGAGAGACGCUCAAACUCAUCUCCGGCUGGGUUAGCAGAUCCAGCGAUCCACAGAUGGUGGGGGAGAACUUUGUUCCGCCGCUGCUCGACGCCGUUCUCAUCGACUACCAGCGCAACGUCCCCGCCGCCCGGGAGCCCGAGGUCCUCAGCACCAUGGCAACCAUCGUCAACAAGCUGGGCGGACACAUCACCGGGGAGAUCCCGCAGAUCUUCGAUGCCGUGUUCGAGUGCACGCUCAACAUGAUCAAUAAAGACUUUGAGGAGUACCCGGAACACAGGACUCAUUUCUUCUACCUGCUGCAGGCGGUCAACUCCCAUUGUUUCCCAGCAUUCCUGGCCAUCCCUCCGGCCCAGUUCAAACUGGUGCUGGACUCCAUCAUCUGGGCCUUCAAACACACCAUGAGGAACGUGGCCGACACAGGUCUUCAGAUCCUCUACACUCUACUGCAGAACGUGACUCAGGAAGAGGCUGCAGCACAGAGCUUCUACCAGACAUACUUCUGUGACAUCCUCCAACACAUCUUCUCUGUGGUCACUGACACAUCACACACUGCUGGCCUGACGAUGCAUGCCUCCAUCCUGACCUACAUGUUUAACCUGGUGGAGGAAGGGAAGAUCAACACCCAGCUCAACCCCUCCAACCCCGGUAACAACCAGGUCUUCAUACAGGAGUACGUGGCCAACCUGCUCAAAACUGCUUUCCCACAUCUACAGGAUGCCCAGGUCAAGGUGUUCGUAACAGGACUGUUCAGUCUUAACCAGGACAUUGCAGCCUUCAAGGAACACCUGAGGGACUUCCUGGUACAGAUUAAGGAGUUUGCAGGGGAGGACACCACAGACCUGUUCCUAGAGGAGCGGGAGGCGUCACUGCGUCAGGCGCAGGAGGAGAAACACAAGCUGCAGAUGUCAGUUCCCGGUAUCCUCAACCCACACGAAAUACCUGAGGAGAUGUGUGAUUGAGACGUCCAGCCACUGCGCCACAUGAACCAAACUGCUGUUACUGUACAUACAGGCAUACCGACAAACACACAAAACUAACCCAAACAGAAGGAACGAAGAGGUGGGAGGCCCCCGGUCACUUUGCUGAGGUACGGAGAGAGCAGACACGCCCCUCCUCAUCCAUCAGGUGUUCUGUCCACCAAAAACCAUGUCAAUAUGUAAAUGACGACGUACUGGGUCACCCCGUGGCCCGUUACACCUGUUUUAUAUGGAGACUUCUGUUUCCACUGUUUAUUUGGUCAGGGGUCAUCACCCCCCCCUAGCUGCAUGACAUGAAGCAGACGUAUGGUAAGAUUUCUGUGUCAUAGGUUUCCACUGUUUAUUUGGUCAGGGGUCAUCACCCCCCUAGCUGCAUGACAUGAAGCAGACGUAUGGUAAGAUUUCUGAACUUCACUUGUUUCCUCCCCUCCACAUGUUAUCUCUCUCUCUCACACACACAUAUACAUAUAUAUAUAUAGUGAGACAGGAGAGUGUUUGUGCAACAAGGCAUAUGUGUCAAAAAGUUCUCAGCAAAGAGGCUUCUAGAACUAUGAUGUGACAGACUGGAAGGAAUGAAGUGGUGUUCUAGAAGUGUGUGUGUGUGUAUGUGCACCCUGCGUCUGAUUCCCAACCCAAUGCAUUGUGGUUAGAAUGUGAAGCUAGCGGAUUAUGAAGGAAGAAAGUCAGAGAUGCUGCUGCUUUGUGUGUCAGGUGGUCAGGCUAGCGGCCCGUGCUCAUUGGUUGAACCUCCGCCCAACUGAAAGAAACCUACUGCGUUUGGUCGCCUGGCUGUGACUGGAGGCGGGAACUAGGAAGACAGGAAGAUUAUGUGCAUAUCAUCCCAAUUCUAUAGCACAUGAAUUACCAUGGGAACAUCAUUAUUAUGUAGGGUAUUUUUUGUGGGUGUGUUGAGUGCGUGUGCUGUCGCCUAGACGACAUGGGCGUUUAGUUUUCCUCUGUGAGGAUCGUUGCUCUUCGUUCAAAUGGACCUUUAACAGAAAGAAGAAGCGGUUAUUGACAUUUUAUUUAUGGGUUCAAAAUAUCUGCAUCUUUAUAUAACAACCUCCUGUUUAUCUUCUGUCAGUCGGCUUUUGAGAUUCUGAAUUGGAAGUAAUUGACAUUGUUUACCGUGCUGGUAGUGCUUCAACAACACUACCUAGAAGACAAGCUCAAAUAAACACGACUCGGUUUACAUUUCAUUUUGUAUGUUUGCUUUGGAUCUUUAUAACAUGUCUUCUAUCCAAAAUAAAACAAAAGGCUUUUUAUUCCAGAGUGAAAUAAUUAGUUGCCAAUAGUUUGAUUAAGCAACAAAUGUAUAAUUCCUAAUCCAAACUCAAUCUGUAAAUGGCAAAUAGUUCCCCUUCUCUACUCGUUACAGUUGUUGUGAAACUUUUUGAACUGAUUAAAGUUGAGGAUUUUAUAA